CGGAGAGGCAUCCGCCACAGCUCCGGGGGGCGGCGUGAGGAGCGCGGCGUGAGGAGCGCGGCGUUCCGGGACGGGCUCGGCCCGGUUAUCCCGCAUCGUCUUUAAGCAUCACUAAUAACACAUUCCCCACCCGCUUUCCGCACGGAGUAGGGGGAUGCUUCUUCUCUUGUCCCCCGGCCCGGGGGACGCCUCCCGGCACCACGCUUCGGCUUCCCCGAAGGAGGAGGCCGCUGCCCCCCGUGCCGGGGAAACGCCGGGACCGUCACUGCGCUCCCCCGGGCUCGUUCCCGGACUCCUCCUGCUCGCAAGACUUCAUCGCAGCGGCUCCGCCUUCCCUGACCCGUGAAGCUGUUUUCCUCGGGGAAGUCUCUCCUCCGUGGGGCUGAAGGAGGGGUGGACUCUCGGCGGCCCGGAGCGGAGGCGGGCCCGGGAGGUGCGGGGGAGAGGCGAGGAAGGAAGGCGAGAGGAGCUGCGCGCUGUGAUCUGCUGCGGACGCUGGAGAGACGGCGCGGCCGUCCCCGGCAGCCCGCACCCGUCCGCGGACCCGUCCCCGGCGGCGGAGUGCGAGGAUGAGCAGCGGGGAUGGUGGAAACCUGGGGGGAGCCAUCAGCUACGCCCUUCCCUCCAUCCCUUCCAACAAACUCCCGGACUUGCGCUUUAUCAGCCGUGGUGCUUACGGUACCGUGUCUGCGGCCCGUCACGCUGACUGGAGGGUGCCGGUGGCUCUCAAAUGUCUGCAGGGACCACUACUAGACAGUGACAGAAACCAUCUUCUAAAAGAAGCAGAGAUAUUACACAAAGCCAGGUUUAGUUACAUUCUGCCAAUUUUGGGAAUUUGCAACGAGCCUGAAUUUCUGGGGAUAGUAACAGAAUACAUGACAAAUGGGUCAUUAAACGAGCUUUUACAUGGGAAAGAUGUGUAUCCUGACAUUCCCUGGUGCCUGAGAUUCCGCAUUCUUUAUGAAAUUGCUUUGGGAGUAAACUAUUUGCACAACAUGGAUCCUCCAUUGCUGCACCAUGACUUGAAAACCCAAAAUAUUUUGUUGGAUGAUGAGUUUCAUGUCAAGAUUGCAGAUUUUGGCAUGUCAAAAUGGCGUGUCAUAUCCAUGUCGCAAUCACGAAGUGAAACCUCUUUGCCAGAAGGAGGGACAAUUAUCUACAUGCCACCUGAAGAUUACAAUCCCAGUCAGAAAACCCGUGCAAGUGUAAAACACGAUAUCUACAGUUAUGCUAUUAUUAUGUGGGAAGUGAUGUCAAGGAAACAGCCAUUUGAAGAAGUUACAAACCCCUUGCAGAUAAUGUAUAGUGUGUCCCAGGGACAGCGACUGGACUUGAGUGAAGAAAGUUUAUCCAUGGACAUUCCUCAUCGGGCGCUCGUCUUAAGGUUGAUAGGAAGUGGAUGGGCACAAAACCCAGAUGAAAGACCAUCCUUCUUGAAAUGUUUACUGGAACUUGAGCCAGUCCUGCGAACAUUUGAUGAAAUAGCUAUGCUGGAAGCAGUGGUUCUGUUAAAGAGAUCAAAGUCACUAUAUGAAUCACGAUGUAUUUAUAAGAUUGGAAAGAAAGCAGAUGUGCAGCAGAUAUCUCUAAAUAUACCUCUGAAUCCCCAAGAGGAAACAUGUUCUGCCUCCAUUCAAUGUGAUGCACUUCCCCUUCGGAGCAUCUCUCCAGUUAUAUCAAGAUUCAAGUCUGUUUCCAAGAGUAAUAUCCUCUCAUCAAGUAGAGAUAAUGAUGGAAAUUCUGAGGGUCUUCACUCUCUCAGCAAUCAGAGCACAGAUGAAAAUACCUCUGUAACUCAGAGUGCCAGACUUCUUGGGCAUCCAUACAGUUCUUUGCCCUCAUCUGACAAGUGUAUUUCAAAUGCCUCAAAUUCUGCAUCAUGUGGGCUGCCAUCAUCACCACUUCCUUCAGAUUUUCUUUUGGAAACCAUACAACAGAACAUAGCUCAUCAAUGGAUCCAGAGUAAAAGAGAAGAAAUUAUUGAUCAGAUGACUGAAGCGUGUUUGAAUCAGUCAUUGGAUGCUCUUCUAUCAAGAUUUUUACUCAUGAAAGAAGACUAUGAACUUAUAAGCACCAAACCUACAAGGACAUCAAAAGUCCGACAACUUCUUGAUACCUCAGAUAGCCAAGGAGAAGAAUUUGCCAGAAUUAUAAUACAGAAGUUGAAAGAUAACAAACAGCUAGGACUUCAACCUUAUCCAGACGUUAUACCUAAUUCUCUAAAACUGCAUCUUUAAAUUAGUGCAUUCCAUAUGAAGCCAUGUGAAUAUUUCUUACAGCACGAUCCUUGUUGCUGUAUAGUAGUUUUAUAUAUGUACUGCUCUGUCUUUACUGUGCCUUUGUAGAGUCUCAGAAACGACACUGAAUUCUUCUAGACUGCAUUUGGUGAGUUACAAAUGAAUCAGAUGGAGUGUUUUUAACCAGUUGCAGAGUAGUCAUAAAGACAAACACUUGAUGCUUGUUGACUUAAUUAAUACAUUUUGUUGUACAUGACAAAGGAAAAACAUUAAAUAUUCCCCCUUUUACAUA
This is a messenger RNA of Calypte anna (Anna's hummingbird), 2529 nucleotides long. RefSeq names its product receptor interacting serine/threonine kinase 2 (gene RIPK2). NCBI's taxonomy places the organism in Eukaryota, Metazoa, Chordata, Aves, Apodiformes, Trochilidae. The transcript is spliced from 11 exons. Gene Ontology annotation, biological process: innate immune response; protein phosphorylation; positive regulation of apoptotic process. Gene Ontology annotation, molecular function: ATP binding; JUN kinase kinase kinase activity. The coding region runs from base 570 to 2237 and encodes 555 amino acids. Gene Ontology annotation, cellular component: cytoplasm. The record is from RefSeq and is a predicted model, not a curated record.